Phyllotreta striolata is the source of this 3373-nucleotide messenger RNA. NCBI's taxonomy places the organism in Eukaryota, Metazoa, Arthropoda, Insecta, Coleoptera, Chrysomelidae. The record is from the annotation of a GenBank genome assembly.
CGCGAAACUCCGAGCUCGAUGCGCGUUUGAUCUGCGAGUUGCGCUCGGCGCGUGUUUGCCCAUUCGAAAGAAAACCCGUGAAAGUGUGGAAUGAUUUUUCCCCGUGAACGAGGAGGAGUUUUCCGGUCGAUAUGGCCGUUUAGUUUGAGGUGACGUGCGCGGGUAUAUUCUUGCGAGAUUCUCGUUUGUAGGAUUUGAGGAAUUUUUUAUUUGUAUUUUUUUGAAACGUUUGUGAUGGUUUUGUGAUGGUUUUUUUGGUGCAUCGAUAGCCUGAUUGAUGACUGAUUUUUACAUGGUGCUGGAACCUAGUAUGUUUCUGACCAGCGACCUGGACACGUUCCUGUGCAAGCAGGACUGGGAGCGACCGCUGGAAGAAGAAUUAGAAAAACCGUCCCGUCGAGAUUCCGUCCCGCAUAUCGAUGACUUCUUCGUCGAAACCGCCCACCACAACAACAACACCACCGCCAAUACCGCCACCACCCCUCACAAUAACAGGCAUCAAGCCAUGAGCUACGUCUCCAUGAGGUCGUUACCGGGUCCAGAAGAUGACGCUUUCCUGCGGCCCCCGGCGCUUUGGGAGGACAUCGCCAGCAGCAUACAAAACAUCGAUCCCGAAAACGCGAAUAUGCUGGGCGUUAGCCCCGGACAUGUCAAGUUAGAGGCCGUCGAUGAUUUGACCGUUUCCUGCGGAGCGACGGCUCCCAGUCCGCUACUCUCACCUUUAGAAAUCAAAACCGAAAAGGUCCUGCAACAACCCUGUCCGACGUUACACCUCCUGGGCACCCCGACGAGCCCUUACACGCAACCCCAGCAGCAGGCCAGCCCCCAGCACCACCCGCCCCACUACCACCCGCAGCAGGCGAUGCAUCACACCCACAACAACAACAACAACAACAACAACCAAUACAAAUACAACAACGUACCGACGGCGGCGGGGCCGGGGCCGGCGCCGGGCAACGCGCUCUACCCGAUGCCCUCGCGGCUCAUGUACGUGUCGCCGUUGACGCCCCCCAGCUCGGAGCCCGGCUCGCCGGGGGGGGCGUUGCCGCGCAGGACGCCGCCGCCCCCCUAUCCGCAGAAGCAGCCGCCCGCCGUCGCGGCGUCGCCGAUUAGCGGCGUCAAGUACAAUAGGAGGAACAAUCCGGAGUUGGAGAAACGAAGGAUACACCAUUGUGAUUUUAUAGGUUGUACGAAAGUAUAUACAAAAAGCUCACACCUCAAAGCACAUCAAAGAAUACAUACAGGUGAAAAGCCAUACCAGUGCCAGUGGCCGGAAUGCGAAUGGCGAUUCGCGCGUUCCGACGAACUGACCCGCCAUUACCGGAAACACACCGGAGCCAAGCCGUUCAAAUGCGGCGUUUGCGAGCGGUCCUUCGCCAGAUCCGAUCACUUGGCGUUGCACAUGAAGCGCCAUCUACCGAAAACGGCCAAGUAAAGCGAUUCAACUUCCUGCGAUUUAAUGGUUAUUUUAUUUUCUGUUCGGUUUUUUUUUGUUCUUCGUAUCGUUACAUCACACUAGCACAUUCCUUAAUUUAUGGUACUGUUCGCGUUCGAGAAAGUAUAAGGAUGGUUCUGAAGAUAAUGUCGCUUACUAUUCGAUGGUAAUAGCUGGAGACGUGAUGUGCGCAAUUUACUCUUAUAUUUGCAGAUUAAUCACUUUUUUUCAAUCGAAAUUCCUCUUAUCUUAUUCUUCGUGGUACUUAUUACAAAUCGCACAAAUAUCUUCAGAAACUUAUUCGUAUUUUCCGAAAAAAGAUCUCAAUGUUUUCGAAACAUUCGUCUGUUACGUAGAGAAUAUUUUACCUCAUGUCAUUAUCGCCAUUUAUGCCUUUUUGAACAACCUGUGGCCUUUUUACAGUGUACUUAUAAAUAGUAAUAAAGAGUAUUUAUAUUUUUACAAGGGGAACUGCCGGGAGAGUUCGAUUAGUGGAAACGGAUCAUUGCCCGAUAUGAUGCUCAAUAAAUUUUAUCGUUUAAGUAAAUCGAAACGUUUGCGCCUCGUACCUCAUAUUAUGUGAAUGAUUUUAUUUUUAUGCAUUAAAUGUUGUUGUUGCAAUUUUAUUUAUUUAUCGGAUGAUUUCAGGAAUUGAUUGGGUGUGGGUUUGAUUGGAAUUUUUCGGCAGUUCUCGUUUUGAAACCAUUUUGUGAUUUUCUUCAAGAUAUUCCGCCCUGUUUACAGUGUGAUAUUUCAUUCUAGCAGCUUUAAAGAUUGUACGCGAAUAUCAAACUGUGAAUGGUACAAGAUUUUUUUUUAUUUAAAAUUCUAGAUAAAAGAGAGAAUUCGAUCAACUUUUUGGUUGACAAGUAUUUUGUUAUAGGUACGUUUUUCGUUGGUAAAAAUGUGCUUGUUGUAAUUAUAUUGUUUAAUCGUACUUUGUACAUUUUUCGCUGUAUGUAUUAUUUUAUUAUUGCCAUCGGUUUUUACCUACAUAUGUGAUUUUUUAGAUUAUAUUUGACAAUUUUUGUUUAGAGUAUUGGCAAAGUUUUCCAUUUUUUUGUCUGUUUAAAAUAUCAAAUUUAUGUCGGAGAAUCCUUCUUUACUAUAUUGAAACAAAUUAAUUUACUUAGGUACAGUUCAAAACGCUUCAAAAUUUGGACUGCACCUUCUCUAGCUAUCUUUAAUGUCAGUAAUGCUCUUUUGGAAAAUACGUAAUGCAAUUUGAGUUUCCUACGUAGCUUUAUACUUUGAAAAAUAUACAUCAGGUGCUUAAAAUUAUUAUCCUAGAUAAAAUACCUUAUUCAUUUUCCUUUCAUAUUUUCUCUUCCCUUUUUUAUAAUGAAGUAAAAUUAACAGUUUCUGCUUCAAGAGUAGACAUUUCCUUAUUAUAUAAAGUGUUGUGAAUCCCCCAAAAUGAUUAAUAAAUUCUGAAAUGAGUACCAAAUUUGCAUUACUUGACAUGAUUUCUUCGUUUCUACUCUACUCUUUCUGCCAGUUUUUCAGUGUACAAGCCUAUACCAAUUAAUUCUUGUGCUCAUAUACAAUGUUCAGUAUAUGAAAGUUACCAAAUAUGUACACUAAACUUAUCGUUUUUUUUGUAAAUAAGAGCAAAACUGACUAGGUCCUAGUCGAGUAAUUCCGAUAUUUGUAAUUACAUGUAAGAUUAAAACUGCUAUGCAUAUCUAGUUGUAUUUAUAUUCUUUAUAAUAAGUAUUAUAUUAUAUAGAAAGCGGACACAAAAAACAUCUAUUAACAUUAAUUUGAUUUUUAUUUUUUAUUGAAAUGAAUAUAGAGCAAGCUAGAGUACACAUAAAUGUAGUUAAAACUUGUUUUUAUUUUUUAAUUUUUUUGUAUAAUUUUCCUUUUUAAUAAAAUUCUAUUUUUACCAAGUUAUUAAUUCCUCUAAUGCAUUUAAUUUCCCGAGAUACUACACUA